Molecule: messenger RNA, 9431 nt
Organism: Rhagoletis pomonella (apple maggot)
Lineage: Eukaryota; Metazoa; Arthropoda; Insecta; Diptera; Tephritidae
Gene: larp
Product: la-related protein 1
Exons: 7
Coding region: 617-6073 (1818 amino acids)
Biological process (GO): positive regulation of translation; mRNA stabilization
Cellular component (GO): cytosol; cytoplasmic stress granule
Molecular function (GO): RNA cap binding
Source: RefSeq, a predicted model, not a curated record
ACCAUAUUUUCAUACAGUCUGACGUCCGUUGGAAUAUUACGCGAAAUUUCUUAAAAUUUUCUAUUAUUUUUUCACCGAAAAAUUAGUAGAAAGCGUUAAAUGCCAGUUUCGGAUAUAGUAAAAUAAAAAAAUUCGUUGCUGUAGACUUGCUGUGGAAUUUCAGUUCAUAAAAUUUCGUUUCGUUAAGGAUCCUCAAUUUGAACUCGAAAGGAUAUGAUGUCAUUUGCAAAGAUUGUGUAUAAAUUGUCUAUUGUUUAAUACUAGUGAAUUUACAUUGUUUUCUGUAUAUAAACAACAGUGAAGAAUCCACAGUGAAUUUAUACAUACGAAAUGCGGUCGUCCAUAUAGGUUUCGCAAUUAAUUGUGCGGGUAUUUGCGAAGGCCAUAAGCAGUUCCUUUGACAUUGUUGUUUCAUCAGAAUACUUGAUUUAGGCUAGGUAGUCUUGGUUAGCCGUUAUCCUACACAAUAUCGACGCAUUUGUUUGAACGUUUGUCUUUUUGAUUGGGCAAGGAAGCAGCAAAGAGUUUCCAUAACGUCUCAAAAUUUCUGGGGUUAGUAACGUAACUGACGUUACCUAUACUCCGGAGGCACACAAUAAACGCACUUAAAGCUAACAUGUCAGCAGCUAAGGAGGAAACUUCAAAACCGAGCGCCACCACCGCCACUCCAACGGUGGUCAGCUCAGCUAGCCAACCGGUAGCAGCAGCUACUACAUCCUACGCUAAUGUUUUGCAAAAUUUGGAAACUAAAAAAGGUGCCAUUGCCAAAAGUGGAUCCGUUGACGUGGCAGUUGUUGAUACUGACAAUAAAGAAAACCAACCGAAUCUAAAAACAAUCAAGUCAUGGAGUGAAGAGGCUGCUGCAGCUGAAGGAGCCACCGGCGGAAUUGCCACUGCUAUUGCUGAAACUGGUGCUACUGUGGCUGGUGAAAAGCGGGCUGCUAUCACUGAUGCUGGUGCGGAAAAUUCUUCAGAAAUCGAUGAUAAUAAUGAUUUUGUACCAGUGAUUUCACAUCACCGACGUGAUCGCAAGAAACCACGUAAGGACAAACCAUUCGGUCGUGAACGUCAGGGUGGAAAUGGCAAUGAAAAGCUUGCUGCCGGGGGGAAUGUUUCUCGUGCCGGUGGCGGCAAUGGCGUUGGUGGUGAAGGCGGAAAAAAUAAACGCGUAACUGGAGCAGGUGAUAAAGAUGGUGAUAAAAAGUUUACAUCACGUCCACGUCAACGCGCCGGUAGCCCACGCAAGGGCGGUGCUGUUGGUGGAGCGCUCAAGUCACCAAAAGAUCGUAAAGACACUUCGCCGAGUGCAAGUGCUGAGAAUACUAGUAGCGGCAAUGAAGCCAAAAGUAGUGAUGCCGAAUCGCCGGCAGCUGCCAGCGCAACAGCUGCGCCACCACAACCGAAAAAGUACGUUGCUGCACCCCCACCGAAGGUCAAUGCUUGGAAGAUAUCCAAACAAUAUUCAAGUCCCAAAACAACCACAACAGGUUCGUCGCCAUUAGAGAAACGUGUUUUACUACCUAAACAACAGAUAGCGCAGCAGCAGCAGCAGCAGCAGCAGCAAAAGCAACACCAACCUCAACAACAACAGAAAAAAGUUGCCGAUAAUACAGAGAGUGCGAGUGCUCGGCCGCAAGCAAAUCCAGUUGCUGAUAGCAACAAGAACAAAAGCCAAGACAUAAAAGUAGUAACUCAGGAUGAACCAUCAACAACAACAAAAGAGUUAAAUUCUACAACAGCUCCGGCGGCAGCAGCAUCGACAACCAUCGUUGUGCCCCAAACAGACACAGCAUCGACAGAGGUUGUGAAUAACGGAAAGAAGGUCAACCAAAAGGCCAGUGAUUUCAGCAACGUCGGCGAUUGGCCUAUGCUAAUUGGUGGCAAACCCGCAAAUAACGAAUCGAAACGUUCAACGAAACACAAGCAGCGUCCUGCAAACGCAGUCAAUAAAGAAGAUAACUCAAGCUCUAUCGCAAGCGGAGCAGCAGCAACUCAGGGAAACGCUGAUCAAACAGGUGCACCAACCAGUGCUGCUACAGGCGAUAAACCGUCAACGAGCCAAGCGCAAAAUGAGUCCAGUAAGUCUGGUACACAAUCAGGGAAUGGUGAAGGUAGUGCAGCUACUGCCACACCAGCCAACACAAGCUCAGGAUCAAAUGGCAUUAAUAAGAAGAUUCCCAAGCACAAGUGGCGUCCCUUGCAAAUCGACCUUGCCAAAUCCAGCCGCCCGAAACCGAUUGGACGUCCCACUAGACGCUUACCAAACUCUACGUCUCGCUAUCAACAGCAGCAACAUCACUAUUACAACCAAGAGCAGCACCCAAACGCUGGUGACCAGUAUAACGGCGGAACCGAAACAGAGCAGCGCAGUGAUUGGCGUCAACAUGCCGCACCCAGCGCAGGAAAUGAAGCGCCACGGGGCGGGGGCGGUGAACGUCCGACGCGGCCCACUUCCCGCCCUACUGAGCGCAUUGAUUCCUGGCGUAGCGGCAGCGGCACCGAGCGCAGUAGUGCCAUCGGUGGCGGCAGCGUCGCCGAACGCGAAUACGACCGUCCAGCGCGUACGCAACGGCGCUUCCGGACGUCCUACCGCGGCGGCCGGCAAGGGCGCGGUGGAUUCGCAAGACCGGGACCAGGUCGUGCGUCAAAUCGCAUACCACGCCAUCUGUUAGCCAGUGGCGAGUACGCAAGCUAUUUGCCGGCGGACGCAGCCGGCGUCGACCAGUCCUCGUUUGUGCUCAUGGGCACGCACUAUUAUGGCCCAGUGCCGGCGGCCUACAUCGAAAUGGACGCACAAACGGUCAAGGAGGCGAUCAAGAAACAAGUUGAAUACUACUUCAGCGAAGAGAAUUUAACUGGCGAUUUCUUUCUGCGUCGCAAAAUGGACCCAGAAGGUUGUAUUCCAGUUACAUUGAUUGCUUCUUUUCAUCGCGUCUUAGCUUUGACUACUGACGUGGCAUUGAUCAUUAACGCCAUCAAGGAGUCCGAGAAGCUGGAGUUUCUCGAAGGCUAUAAAGUACGCACAAAGACUAAUCCCACAAUGUGGCCCAUUCGUGAUGUGAUCGAGACUACAUUUAAUCCAGCCGCUCAGGUGGCUGCUUCAAAUGCAGCAACAAGCGCAGCGAAUAGUCAAACACCAGAGAGUGUAAAUAAUGAUAUACAAAAGAAUAACCAACAAGAAAGUCAAAAUAAUGCUGCCAAAUCUGGCACCGAUAAUCCGGUUUCAUCUGUACCCGCAAGCAAUAACACUGGCGGAGAUGCUGGCAGCGCCGCAGAAGAGGCUCAACCUACUGUAAUUGAUGACAAUAAGGAUGUGACAAGUUCAAUUGGGGCUGCCACAGCCACGCCUGUGACCCACGUGGAUGCGGCGUAUGCCAGCGAAGUGCUCUUCCCGCCGAUACUUACCUCAGCUAUGGCCACAAAGCCUUUGACUAGCAUCCCGCCGCCACCAGUUCCACGCAACUCGCAAAAUCUAGUCUCUUCGCUGUUGCUGCAGCAGGUGAAGCAAGUGCCGUCGCCCACUGUGAAUGCGGAGAACGCGAUAAGUGCGCUCACCCAGAAAGUGGCCGAGGUGGAAAGUGGCAGCGGUGCUGUGGCUCAAUUGGCGGACCACUUGAGUGGUUUGGCUGAAAGCGUGAAGAUGCCGACAGUGACGUCGACCCCACAGAAAGUACAAAGGACUGGCAAGAACAAUGACCAACAAGGUAGUACGAAAGGUAAUAACGGCGGCAACAACAUUGUUAACGCUGUUGGAAACGCGGCGGGGGCCGAUGACGCAACGGCCGAUGCCACUGAGGGCAUGUGGAAAGAGGUAAAGAGACGCUCAAAAUCAAAUGCUUUAAAAGAUACUAAAUCUUCCAAUCAACAACACUCAACACAAACGCUCACAACACAACAACAUACACAAACCAUUAAAACCGUCACCACAAAUGCUACCUCUGCAACUAAAUCAUCGACCACCACAAACAGCAACAAAAAUCUGAACAAAAUUGAUACAAAAUUGAACACGGCAAAAACACCAUUGAUCACAUCGAAUGCCUCCGCCACAUCGAACGCCACCAAUCUAAAUAACACCUCCAACACCACGAACGCCACAUCCACCACCAUCAUCAACAACAACAACAAAAUACCUUCUGCGUCAUCCACUCAAUCAGCAGCCGCACACGCUUCAGCUACAGCAGCAGCAACAGUUGGCCUCUCGACAAAUACAACCGAAAAAGAAGAACUAGACUUUCAAUUUGACGAAGAGCUUAUGGAUCCCAUACCAGCGACUGGACGUAUAAAUAAUUUCACCGAAAAUUUCUCUGACGACGACGAGUCCGACUAUGAAUUUGCUGAUCGCGAUAUCAAUAAACUGUUGAUUGUGUCGCAAGUACAACGAGCGCCCAAACAUGAAGGUUACGAUCGCACCGCUGACUUCACUUCACGUACGAAAAUAACUCAAGACCUCGAGAAUGUGAUAAACGAUGGUUUAGCCAAUUACGAAGAAGAUCUCUGGACCACAUCGAAUGUGGGCACGAACUAUCGCACAGUAAAUGUAAUAUCGCAGGAAGAUUUCGAAAAGCUGGGUGGCGGCGGAGCCAGCGGACGUGUUCAACGUAUUUAUGCACAACAGGCACCGCCACCACCACCACCCGCUUACGAAGACGAGGAUGCCACGCUAAAUAAUACCCUCAAUUCCACGCUCAAUUCAACAUUGAAGUCGCGACGUGCUCGCUUCUAUGCGGCACCAAGCUCACAUUCGAUCGACCCACGUACACCACGCAAGCGCAAGACCCGCCAUUCGUCCAAUCCUCCCGUGGAGGCGCACGUCGGUUGGCUGCUAGACUCUGUAGAACACCGACCACGCACCACAUCGAUGGGCUCCUCGGCGGGCACUUCGCCGACUACCUCAUCCUAUGGUUCUUCCGUGCCACAGUCAUUGCCCGUCUUUCAACAUCCCUCACAUUCGCUGCUUAAAGAGAACAAUUUCACACAGCAAGCCUAUCACAAAUAUCAUUCACGCUGCUUAAAGGAGCGACGUCGACUAGGCUAUGGUCAAUCGCAGGAGAUGAACACUUUAUAUCGUUUCUGGUCAUUCUUUUUGCGUGAAAACUUCAACAAGACAAUGUACAAUGAGUUCCGAGCUUUGGCGCUGGAAGAUGCCAGCAACGGUUUCCGCUAUGGAUUAGAGUGUCUUUUCCGCUUCUUUUCAUACGGUUUAGAGAAAAAAUUCCGGCCAAAUGUAUAUGAGGAUUUCCAGGACGAGACGAUUGCUGACUUUGAAAUCGGUCAACUCUAUGGUCUUGAGAAAUUCUGGGCUUUCCUCAAAUACUACAAGAACGCUGAUAAACUGACUGUGAAGCCAAAAUUGGCUGAAUACCUGAAAAAAUUCAAAACUAUAGAAGAUUUCCGAGUUGUCGAGCCGGAAAUCAAUGAAAUGUUGCAAGGGGUGGGAAGUCUCAGUCGCGGUCGUAACUUCAAUCGGCUGCGCAGUGUCUCCGAGAGCGACGGCACUGCGGUAGUCGCUGCAGGUGGUCGAAAGCCCAACACUACAAUUAGCAAUCGCAGCGAUUACGUGGGUAAUCGACCGCAAUACCAGCAGCAACAACAACAGCACCACCAACAGCAGCACAACAAUCAACAGUCAGGCAACUAUGCCAAUUUCAGUAGCAAUAGGCGACGUACCGGUUCCUUUGGUAGCGGCACUGUGCGCGUACGUAGCGGUUCGUUGGGUAAUAAACCACAAGUGGUAUCGCGCAACAACAACUAUCAUUAUCACUACGGUAGUUCGCCGCAUGAAUUACGUCGUGGGGGUAGCAACUCCGGCCUGGCACCGCACAAACAGCAAAACCGUCAACAACAACAACAGCAAAAGUCUAGACAACAAGUACAAAAUAAGGAUUCCAAUAAUGCGCCGGGCGCAUCGAAUGCUGCCGGGCCAAGUACAUUAACAGCGGCAAAAAAUGAACAUCAACAUCAAAAUUAUGCGGCGGCAGCAAAGCCAAAUAAACCAGUAAUCAACAGCAAUAUUACAGCGCCGAAAGUCACAGCCACAGCGUCGGAAGCGACUUCAACGUCAGCGGAUAAAUAAUUGUUUAUUUUCACGAUUUUUUUUUUUUUAGGUUUGAAUACAAAAAAACUUAUUUGCUAUUGUUAGUUUAUUUAAUCUUAUCCUUCUUGCAUAACGUAUGUAUUUUCUUAUAGAUUUUGAGUAUUUUCAUAGCUGCAUGUCGGCUCAUUUUAGUGGUGUUCGAAUUAGCGAGCUUCGAGCGCGCACAAUAAACAAAAUACACACAAAAUACUGUAUUUACAUAAAGCAAGGAAAUUAAGCUAUAAAUGCAUUCAGUUGAGCUGAACGCCAUUGAACGUUGAAUGAAAAAGUUCAAAUAUUAAAAAAAUAUCUAAUUAAAAAGUUAUAGACUCUAUAAGACAGACACGAAUUAAUUGGCUUUGCUCUCUAGCUUUCAAUACACAAUUAUAAGCAGGACCAAUUUUCGCCACGCCAUGUAUGGGAAUCAACUCGAGCGCUAGUUAGCGCCACAUGGCCGAGUUAUACAUCAAAUCCAAGACACUAAAUUAUGAAAAUGCUCAAAACUCGCUACAUAUUGUCGUGCAUGUUACUAUUAAAUGUAAACUUAAUUUCAUAGGCGUUCAAAGCGUCAAUUUACGACUAUACCCAUUUAUACCUACAUAUAUACAUUCACCUACAAAUAACACCAAAAACAUAACGUUAAAGAAAUAUAUUUGCUAAAGUGGCUUUUCUAUAAACUGAUAAAGAAAAUGUAAUUCACUUUAAAAUGCAUUCAUAAUUUGCAAGGCAGUCGAUGCAAGUAAGUUGGAAUUUUCUGCUGCUACAAACAGACAAUAGAGAUCAUAGGCUUUAGCUGCUUUAAGAGACAAAUUUUCAGAUCACAUCGAAAACGAAGAGAAUUCAGUGGUUCUAACUAUGUAGCGCCAUUGGAAAUACAUACAUACAUACAUACAUAAAUCAACUGAAAGCAAUAAUAGACUGUUGAAUGUCUAAUGGUUUUCUUCAAAUGCAGACAUACAGGCAGACGAUAAUAUAUUUACUUAAACAUAUACAUAGCAUAAUUGUGCUAAUGCUGAACUGGACUACAACUUUUGGGUAAACAAAUGUUCUUUUUUUUAAAUCAAAAAGGAUGAAAACAAAGACACAGUACGGCAAUCUGUGCUCAGUGCCAAUAAAACUAGUUUAGUUGCUUGUGAAAACUAGGCAAUAUCAAAUAAACAUAUGUUGAAGAAGCAAUUCACAUGCGUAUACAUUUUGAUAUGUAGAGAGUUAGUUUUUUGUUUUUUAUUAAAAGGGCAACGUUUGGAAAGAGAUCGCUUACAUAUGAAGUAGUAGGAAAUUAUAAAAAUGGAGAAGUACCAGUGGUAUAGUUAAUGAAUAAAAUAUAUACAAAAAAAACAUACAACUAAUACUAAUAGAUAACACUGCAACUAAGCGUAGUUUUAUAAGAACUAAACUUUUAUGCUAAGGUUUAUAAAGAAUAACUAAGAAUUACAUCUAAACAAAUUUGUGUGUUUUAGAACAAAUACAACUUGAAUGCAAUAUAUGACAAAUGCAAAAACAACAAAUGAAUGCAAGCAGACUAUGCCAUUUAAAGCUUAUCGGGCAGGUCCUGCAAUCCACUUCCGAUUGAAUUUCAACCCCUGCCAAUUUGAAUUCAAAGCGAACUUGACUCAAAUUCACUCGGAAGUGAAUUGCAGAACCUGCCGGUAUAUAUUUUUAUCAUACGCUCGUUAAGAAAAACAACAAAUAACGUAGACAACAACAGUAAAAGAAAGAGACAUACAUAUGUAUGUACAUCCAUAUGUGGUAAAGCAUACAGCCAAAUGCGUAUAACUAACUAUAAAAUUAUGCUUAUAUAUAAAGAUUUAUUAAAAACAUAAUUAGGUGAUUCGCAAGGUGUCAUAACUAGCCAUAUUGUCAUAAAUUUUAUUAUGGUUAAACAAUUUUUUUUGGUGUUAAGUGUUAACAACCAUAAAAUAGCUUUAACCAAUCUAAAAUCAUUGGCUUCAUGACCAUAUAUCACUUAUGACACCUUGUAAAUCCUGUGGAUUUAUAUAGUUGAUAUUUAAACAAAAAAGAUACAACGCAGAGAUAUUUAUAUGAUAAACUUCAAUAUAAUGCAUACAUACAUAUGUAUUCGAUUACGUAAAUAUGUAUACAAAGCAGAAAUUUAUAUGCGAUAAUUCGCGUAAGUUCUCGUUUCUACUACUACCAAACACACACAAAUACAUAUGUAGGCGCAUUUGAUUAAGACAUAAAAACCUUAUUAAAAUAUGAUAACUAGAGUUCUAAGCAUUUACAACAAUUUCCAAAUAUUAUACGCCACAUGUGCACCACUUUAAUAGCUGGUUGCUACUAUAAUGAUGUAAUAAUAUUACAAAUUUGCGGUAUAUGCUUUCACAUUUACGCAAUUUGUAAAGUGAAGCGAAUAGCGGUUGGCAUAUAAAAUAAACAAUGGAAAAUAUUUGCUCAUCUUCAAUUUGAUAUUGUGUGUUUAGAAAUUUAAUUUUUAACAUAUCAAGCAAAAAUUUGAACCGAAAGAUUUGGUGUGUUUUGCACAGCUGCUUAUUACCCUUAGACACUCACAUUCAUCCACACUGCCGCCUGCUUCACAGUGUGGCUGCCUUCUUAAACGCAUUAAUGCAAAGCAUCAGUCUCUUGUUUUAUUUCUCAACCAUAGGAGAUAAAAGUAUUCAAUUUGCGCAACUUUAUUAAAAAUUGGUAUCUCUACAUAGUUGCGCAUAUUGGAUAUUGAUAUGAGUUGCAAUUUAGAAAUAAAAGACACUGAACCUUUGCAUUAAUGCGUUUAAGAAUAUAGCGCGUAUACGAUAUUUUAAACUUUUUCCAAUUAUUCCAUAAUGAUGCUGGAGUUCUUUGAAAGCUCGAUUCAUCAUACGAAAAAAUUCCAAACGCACUGUGAGUAGCUGAUGCCGGAUUUGUUAAGAAAAUCCAUACAUUAUUGCAAUUAAUCUCUCUCCUUUAACUCUCCUUUUCGCCCUCAUUGGUUGUUGGAAAUGACAAAGUUGUGCUUCUAAUUUUUUUUUUAUGAUAUCAAUUGUUUUAUUAAUUAGUUGUGUAAGCGAUUUCAAUCUAUAUGUGUUACAUUAAUGCUAAGUUUUCUUUUGGUUCGAUUCGAUUUAACUUUAAAACAACAAAAACAAAACAUAAAAAAAAACAAAAAAAAAGAUAUUUAAUACAAAAAAUGAUUUUAUUCUAUAAAAUCGAAUAAAAAAUAUUGAAUUUAGUAAUAUAUUAUAUAUGAAGCAACAAAGAGCAUACACAAUUUUGAAACACGCUGUUAAAAGUAGAAAAAAUAAUUAUACCCAAUGUGUGUGGAAGUGUAGUGUACAUCUAUUAACGCAUAAUUAAUCAAGUAAAAAUAAAAAUGUCUAUACUUUUUUUUAUAAAUGUUUAA